GAAGAGAGUGAAUCGCCGGUACAAGUAGCCUUAUUUGUUUAAUUUCGAAAAGAGAAAAUGAGCAAUUACCCCGUGUUUGGAUGAGAGAGAACGAUCCAGACCCGAAAGGACGAGAAUAACGUGUCAGCGGUCAUUCCCUCGUCAUUUUCAUGUCCAAUUAAGAUGAUUAUCAUUUUAUGGCAUUCGGCAAGUUGACAGGAAUAUUUUUUUUCGCACCGUAGAAAUGCCCGAAGAGAUCGAAUUAGAGCAGAAAAAACAACUCAGAUGUUCCAUUUUAAUCGGCACAACAUCAUUAAGUGGAAGGAUAAUUGAGUAAAAAUUAGCUGCUAGGGACGGAGCUCUCGAGAUACUGAAAGAGACGACUAAAAAGGAUGCCAAUACUCGAGAUGACGGUGGAAUGACCCCGACACUGUGGGCAGCCUUCGAAGGCCAUGUGGAUGCACUGAGACUGCUUGUCGCCAGGGGAGGGGAUCCAGACAAAACCGAUUACUUCGGAAACACGGCUCUGCAUUUAUCAGCGGCACGAGGUCAUGAGUUCUGCGUUAAAUUUUUAGUGAAAUUCGGGUGUAACAUAUGGGCACUGGACAUCGACAGACAUUCUGCACGAGAAUUAGCAGCGAUAAAUGGACGAGAGAAUAUUCUCCAAUUUUUGGACAUUGCUCAAGCUGAACAGGAGGCGACAAACAGGAAGAAGAGCAAGCUGAUGAGGGAGAAAGCGGAGAAGGAUGCUGAGAAACGACUGAAGGAGUACGUGAAGAGACAGAAAAUGGCGGAUAUCAGGGCGGAGAAGGAGCAGAAGAAGCUGCUAAAGGAUAGGGCGAAAAUGGACAUCGAGACCAUUAAUGAAAAUAAUAUUCUUCCCCAUAGACCUAGUAUUUUAACAUUCAAGGGCAGAGUGAAACCAUCACAAACCUUCAGUGAUAUCGUGGGAACAAUUUCCACAAAUACAGCCGCUAGGAGACGAGGCAGCAGUGCUGUCGGAAGAAAAGUUCAAGCUCGGAAGGCUGUUGAUGAUUUCAGAGUUGUGGAGAUUGAGAAUGAUGGGAAGAGAUCGGUGAGAAGUCUAACUGGGCUUCGAAGAGACUCAGAAGUGAUGUACGUAGGGACUUACGAGACGCAGGCUCAACAGAUGGGCAAGAGGGGUCGAAUAUCGGAUGUGUGGGGGACUCUCAGUAAAGCUCAGAGUACUCCAGAUCUUCUUGGUGAUAGGGAUUACGAUGAGGAGGGAGAGGAUGAAAAUGGAUCUUUGAAGAACGUUGUUGAGGAGGCAGUGCUCCUUCAAGAGCCGGCCAGUAUAUUCAACAGGCCCGGGUUCGGCUCUGUGGCAUUUAGAAGAUCGAUUACAGCAACAUUAGACACUCUGCCGAUUACCCAGAUCGAUUCGAAAAUAAAAUUACAUUCAAAGGGAUACUCCAAUGGUACUGAUGUAUUCAUUAAUGGACGGCGCGGUAGUGUUAAUGGACAUCAUAAUGAAGAAAUAAGUAUUGGGAGUGCUGGAAGUCUCGCGAGGAGACAGAGCAUGUGGGACGAUGAUAGAUUAUCAGCAGGAGAAGAUACUGAUGAGACUGAUGAAGAAUGGAGUCCCUUACAAAGAUUCCUAGUAGCUAACAACUUGACGUCCAUUCAAUCCAGCCUGGAGGCAGAGCAAAUCGACUUGGAAGCCCUGAUGCUCCUCACAGACGCUGACAUCGCAGCUCUGAAACUGCCCCUGGGUCCAAAAAGAAAGCUCACAAACGCCAUUGCCAACAGAAAAACCGCCCUCGGUGGCUCUGAGAAUAUCAUAAAGGACAGCAGACUGUGAAUAGUCAAAAGGUGCAAAUACCCUUCAACAUGUACAUUGAGAUGAACAGAUUAAACACUACAAUGCAAAUAAAA
Molecule: messenger RNA, 1875 nt
Organism: Diachasmimorpha longicaudata
Lineage: Eukaryota; Metazoa; Arthropoda; Insecta; Hymenoptera; Braconidae
Gene: Sans
Product: pre-mRNA splicing regulator USH1G
Exons: 7
Coding region: 398-1801 (467 amino acids)
Molecular function (GO): protein binding
Source: RefSeq, a predicted model, not a curated record